Messenger RNA from Xenopus laevis (African clawed frog), 3890 nucleotides. It is a transcript of the gene rps6ka3.S, whose product is annotated as ribosomal protein S6 kinase A3 S homeolog. The record is from RefSeq and is a predicted model, not a curated record. The transcript has 22 exons. NCBI's taxonomy places the organism in Eukaryota, Metazoa, Chordata, Amphibia, Anura, Pipidae. The coding region runs from base 520 to 2733 and encodes 737 amino acids.
AUGACUGACGGCUGAGAAGGGAGGGUAGAGGACGGAGGUGUGAUUGCAGAUUUGGACGUUGAUAAGCGGCAAAAGCAACCCAUGCGCCAUUCCGAAGACGUGUGACAUGUAUUUCGCUGCAGGAUGUCCUAAAACGCGUUCGCGUAACCGUAACCGGAGACUCGUGUAACAUGGAAGGUCAGACAUUCCACCUAUGACGCAAUUUUACCCAGAAUCCUCCUCCGCCGACUGUCACCUGUACUCCAAACUAUAGGGCGGGGGAAGGCCGCCUACUGCAUGUGACGUAGUGAUGACGCGCACUGUGCCUUGCUGCGAGCUGCAGGUACCGCUGGGGACGCCAUGUUGUGAGAGGAAGUAAAGAUCUGUGUGAGUGCGAGUAGGGAGAGAAGCGACACUGGAGCGGUUCUCAGUUGCCGUGCGUGACCGGACUGCUGACGGUGAAUCUAGCGGAGCGGACUGGAGCUCUGUCAGACUGCCGCUUGCUGGGGAACACUGCUGGAAUCUCAUCUGCUUGGAAACAUGCCGCUGGCUCAGCUGGCAGACCCGUGGCAGAAAGUACCGGUGAAGAAAGUGGAAAGCGAGAAUGGGCAGCAGUUUGCUGAUGAAUCAAUGUGUGAGGAGGACAAUGAGAACAAUGAUGAAGGAAAUAUAAAGGAAAUUGCAAUCACACACCAUGUUAAAGAAGGCCAUGAAAAGGCAGACCCUUCACAUUUUGAAUUUCUAAAGGUUCUCGGGCAAGGUUCAUUUGGCAAGGUAUUUCUUGUGCGCAAAAUCUCAGGAACCGAUGCCGGGCAAUUAUAUGCAAUGAAAGUAUUAAAAAAAGCUACACUUAAAGUCCGAGAUCGUGUUAGAACAAAAAUGGAGCGUGAUAUUUUGGUGGAAGUUAAUCAUCCGUUUAUAGUGAAAUUGCACUAUGCUUUCCAAACAGAGGGCAAGCUGUACCUAAUUUUGGAUUUUCUCAGGGGUGGAGAUUUGUUUACACGCUUAUCCAAAGAGGUAAUGUUCACAGAAGAAGAUGUGAAGUAUUACUUGGCAGAACUGGCACUCGCCUUAGACCAUCUUCAUUCUCUUGGAAUCAUUUAUCGAGACCUGAAACCAGAAAACAUAUUACUUGAUGAAGAGGGCCACAUUAAAUUAACAGAUUUUGGCCUUAGUAAGGAGUCUAUAGACCAUGAAAAAAAAGCAUAUUCUUUCUGUGGAACUGUGGAAUACAUGGCUCCAGAGGUAGUGAAUCGGCGGGGCCACACUCAGAGCGCAGACUGGUGGUCUUUUGGUGUGCUAAUGUUUGAAAUGCUCACUGGUACCCUACCCUUUCAAGGAAAGGACAGAAAAGAAACCAUGACCAUGAUUCUGAAAGCCAAACUUGGGAUGCCUCAGUUUUUAACUGCAGAAGCUCAGAGUCUCCUGCGCAUGCUGUUCAAGAGAAAUCCUACUAAUAGACUAGGUGCAGGUCCCGAUGGAGUUGAAGAAAUUAAGAGACAUCCUUUUUUUGCAACAAUUGAUUGGAAUAAAUUGUAUAGGUUGGAAAUCCAGCCACCUUUUAAACCAGCCACUGGUGGGCCAGAAGACACAUUUUAUUUUGAUCCUGAAUUCACAGCAAAAACUCCAAAAGAUUCUCCUGGUAUCCCAGCAAGUGCCAAUGCACACCAGCUCUUCCGUGGGUUUAGCUUUGUUGCCAUUUCAUCUGAGGACGAAAGCCAAGCUAUGCAAGCAGUUGGGGUACAUGCUAUUGUUCCACUUCAUAGGAACAGCAUCCAGUUCACAGAUGGCUAUGAGCUAAAGGAAGAUAUUGGUGUGGGUUCCUAUUCUAUUUGCAAAAGGUGUAUUCACAAGGUUUCCAACAUGGAGUAUGCAGUAAAGAUUAUUGACAAGAGCAAGAGAGACCCCACUGAGGAAAUAGAAAUACUGUUGCGAUAUGGGCAGCAUCCCAAUAUCAUUACAUUAAAAGAUGUGUAUGACGAUGGAAAAUAUGUGUAUUUAGUAACGGAACUAAUGAAGGGAGGGGAACUUUUAGAUAAAAUACUGCGGCAAAAGUUCUUCUCUGAGCGAGAGGCAAGUGCAGUGCUACACACGAUAACCAAAACCGUAGAAUACCUCCAUUCCCAGUGGGUCGUCCACCGGGAUCUCAAGCCAAGCAAUAUUCUUUAUGUGGAUGAGUCUGGGAACCCUGAGUCUAUUAGAAUUUGUGACUUCGGCUUUGCAAAGCAACUCAGGGCAGAAAAUGGUUUGCUUAUGACUCCAUGCUAUACUGCAAAUUUUGUGGCUCCUGAGGUUUUAAAGCGUCAAGGCUACGAUGCGGCAUGUGAUAUAUGGAGUCUGGGUGUGCUGCUUUAUACAAUGCUGACGGGAUACACUCCUUUUGCAAAUGGGCCAGAUGACACACCAGAAGAAAUCCUAGCAAGAAUAGGAAGCGGAAAGUUCGCUCUAAGUGGUGGUUAUUGGAAUUCUGUUUCAGAUAUUGCCAAGGACCUGGUUUCAAAGAUGCUUCAUGUGGAUCCACAACAAAGAUUAACUGCAGCCCAAGUACUGAAGCACCCCUGGAUAGUACACUGUGACCAGCUGCCUCAGUUCCAGCUGAACAGACAAGAUGCUCCACACCUAGUAAAGGGAGCCAUGGCAGCAACUUAUUCUGCUUUGAACCUUAAUCCACUGUCGCCCGUACUGGAACCUGUUGGUCGUUCUACUCUGGCUCAGAGGAGAGGAAUAAAGAAGAUUACCUCCACGGCCCUGUGAAAGUCAAGUCAUCUAGUAGGAGCAACCUGGAGCUGAAGAUUCGCAGCACAACAAAAAGCCAUCAGUGAUAGCACAUAUCAAAAAGACACUCGGCCAGCACAUGCUCCCGGUCCCUGCCGGCUCUCGUAAUCAAUGCUGCUGCUUUUGUCUGUUCUCAGUAGUUCAGUGAUGGAAAAAAAUAACACAUCUUACAAUGCCGGUGACUUUGAUUUAGGCUUUUCACCUCUGCAACUGAAGAAGACACUGAAAAUGAAACAAAAGGAAGGCAAAUCUCAACGCUGAACAGAAGUAUUCAUAGUCCUCCAACAUAACGGGUUCUAGGUUCACUUUUUAUUUGAGCACUUGCAUACUCUCAGCUCUUUGCUCCUUAAAAUGAUGUAUACAACAUGCCACUCCGCCUUCUGCACUUUCACACAACAUAUUCAAGUGAAAUUUCUACAUCUGCCAUUUUUUUUUAUUCUUAUUAGAUCGAUCAUCUUUUGCCUUGUCUUAAUAGAGAAUAUGAUCUAGUCCUGGAACGAUGUGGACAAAAGAAAAAAAACUACAACUGUGGAAUUUAUCAUGAAUGUAUCACAACCUUGAUCGGCAACAAGAACGGACCCCCCCGCAUGUAACUGUGGGACGACCGCCGGAAUAGCUUUCAAACUGCAAUAAGUUCAAGCAUUAUGCCUCCAGCAAGCAGUAAUAGGUGUAUAUCUGACUUUAAUCUAUUUUUUUUUUUGGGUGGGAUUAUAGCUCGGUGGGUGACCUUCUAAUUUGACAAUUUGCUUUUUAAGUUUUUGGAUUUAAAAUGAUGCACACACACACGGUGCAAGCUUUAAUGCUGUCCUUGCAUGACACUCCACUGGAUCACUUCCCUCAGUCUGACCUAUUCUGCUUUGUGCAUUAACGGACAACCUUUAAAAACAGAACCUGUUUGUCAGUGCCUGAUGGCUGGAGAAGAAGAUUGUCAGCACUUGUAUUGUACUAUGAUAAUUACUUGUUCUCAGAAAAAGGGACUUUGUCAAAACUUCGCAAGCUUUCCCAAUAACUACGAGAUGAACUGUUUAUAAGACUAGCAGCCCUUUUCUGGAUCUUUUUAGUUCUGUGGCUAACGGCACACGGGGCAGAAUCUCUGCUGGUGUGAUUCAUCUGGCUAAUAAACACUCCACUCCUUU